GCUUCUUGAGCUGCGCCCCGGUGUCCCGAGACCGGCGUGCUGGAGCUCCCGCGCUGCUGCUCGUUGGCCGCCUUUCCUGUGGACUCUUGCUUGCCAGCUGCGAUAGCGAGCUGGCCACUCCUGGCUCUUCCUCUCGAGAUCAGAGGUCCUCCAGAAGCAGAAGGCAGCUCCUCUGCUCUCUGUGGGGCCUUUUCAGCCAUGAGAAACAUGGUGAACCUCUACCUGCUAGGUGUGGUGCUGACCCUGCUUUCCAUCUUUGUGAGACUGAUGGAGUCAUUGGAGAGCUUACUGACAAGCCCACUGCCUGAGAAUUCCUGGACCACCAGAGGUCAGCUUGCCAACACAGAACCCCCCAAAGGCCUUCCAGACCAUCCAUCUAGAGGAGUGCAAUAAAACCUCCCUCUGCACCAGCCAGACCAUGGACCACAGACAUCAACAUGUCCAGCCAGGUGUUCUGUUUCCUAACAAACUCAUGGCACCAGUGUUUUCCAAGAAUGAACUGGUAUUAGGCCGGGAAGGGCCUGCUUGGAUGCUCCUUGCCCUGAAAAGCUGUUGGAUACACAGAUGGGAGUGGGUUAUGAUGCUGUGCUUUGCUGUCCUUGAUUGACAGUGUGGCUCUGUCACCUCUGAGGUGGGGACUUGGACUUGUGGUGCCUCAGCUUUAGCCAAUGGUUAAUGUAUUUGACCACACAUUGUAAAUAUCUGCCAGGGUUCCUUUGGCUAUGGUUGUCUUCUGGUCUGUUCAUUUGCUGUUUAGU
This is a messenger RNA of Dipodomys ordii (Ord's kangaroo rat), 758 nucleotides long. It is a transcript of the gene Hilpda, whose product is annotated as hypoxia inducible lipid droplet-associated. The transcript has 2 exons. The record is from RefSeq and is a predicted model, not a curated record. Gene Ontology annotation, biological process: positive regulation of cytokine production; positive regulation of cell population proliferation; autocrine signaling. Gene Ontology annotation, cellular component: lipid droplet. The coding region runs from base 199 to 393 and encodes 64 amino acids. Lineage: Eukaryota; Metazoa; Chordata; Mammalia; Rodentia; Heteromyidae.